AUGUUCGACGUCAUUUGGACUGAUCCCAACAGGGAACGCGUUGGAGAAAGGAUCGCCAGGAAGGAGUUGGAGGCCAAGAAUAAGGACAAAGACAGAAAGAGUCAGAGUGGUCGCCAGUCAGUUUCGAGCAACCGCUCAUCGACUAGUGACCGCGCAUUUGGCUUUUUCGCCCACAAGAGCCGGAAGAGGGCCACGGCACCGUCACAGAUCAAAGAAAGAGCCGCAUCCUCGGAGCGCGUAGCAUUCAACGACUUCACAGACAAUACAAAAUCGACCCUUUCGAAAUGGACUCAGCCAUCUCUAGCCACAUCCAGUACCGUAGCUGGAACAUCUCCAAGGAACUCGAUCCUCACCAGGUCGGAACACUUGGUACAAACACUGGGACCAUCCUCUUUCAUCACUAAGAAUACGGAAGUGUUGGUGUCUGGUCGAGACUCGAAAAACGAUACUGAUCACUUAAUAUCUGAAAUCCACAUCUCGGCAGAUAGGAGCAAAGCUGAGACGCCGCCACUGCCACAUCUGCCUGAAGAAGGUGCUCCAGAAAACUUCGAGAUGCCUGAGCCAAUGCUUGCUCAGCCUCCCUUGCCUCAAAUAGCAUUGUCCAAGGAGCUCACAGUGAUGUGUGCUUCAGAUUGGAACGAUAGGCUGGGCAACCUUGAGGCCUGGAGACCGCCUCACGAUUGGCAGUGCCCUUCAGUAGUAGACAGUCCCACGCAACUGUCAGAAACAACGAUUCUAAACCCGACGUCGAAUGUGGAAGAAGACAGCUAUAUGUCUCCUGAUCUUGCAGCGUUACAGCGGGAGGUUCGGAUGAUGGCUGCAGCAGGUUCUGAACUCAUGCUUGCGAAUAUGAAGGCGGAUGUGGAUGAUGCAACGGAUGCCAUGGUGUACAAGGAACUUGAAAUGACCAAAAAACGCUGGAUGUUCUCGGCUUUACACCAAAAGGGAGGAUAUAUGGACUUGAAUCGGGUCAUCAUCCCCCCUGCAAAGCAAGCUUCAUUGCGUCCUCCCCGGAUCCUUGCAAUCUACGAAACCCAAGCUUCUGCGUCAUUUAUUGCUGCACUGCAUCCGAAUAUUGCCAUCUCGCAUCUAUCACCCAACCCAAUAUCGCCGUCGCUCUUUUCCAACAUCCAACCCAUCUUCGUGCCUACAAUAUCCUCGUCAGCUGCAUCGCAACCGCUUCCGCCUCGCCUAUUUUCCGCGGUGACGGGGGCUUUGCACCUGACGCUCAUUGAUCCGCAACCGGUAUCGGCCUCGAUGGGCCCCAUAUUACGGCAGUGGCUCUUUGACAAUGUCUUACUCAAUCUCGAGAAGGAAUCCCGACUCGCGUAUCCUGAGAGCACCUUUCCAGCGUGGUUAGCUCGUACCAGGCUCCGUGGCAAGGGCAGCACUAAAGCCACCAUUUUAGUAUCAGCCGUGCCCGAGGGUCUUUCCAGGAUCGCGGAUAUUGAGGAGCAAUCGGCCACGACGAAAGAGUUGAAUUGCUUGGUCAUGAAGAUGCUCUGGCAAGAGGUUUGGGGACCAUUUGUUCAUGCUAAGAAGUGGUGGUGGGAAGAGCCUGAGAUCACCAAGGAAUGCGCCGAGUUCGGGACGUAUUGGGCGUACUCACAUAUCAUCGCUGUGAGAGACGACGACUCUCACAGCGCGCCACGGCCCUGAUUUACGUCAAGUCAACCAUGUACUCGCAUUGUAUGUUUCUAGAGGGGGACAUGCACGUGGUGGGGAUCGUCAUGGAUUUGAUAUAUCGCGCAGGCGUUGGCGGCGAGGGCGUUUCCCGAAGAUAUUGCUCAAUAAAUGCCAUGCCCAGGCAUAUAGAAUUGAUUCCCU
Messenger RNA from Pseudomassariella vexata, 1827 nucleotides. RefSeq lists its product as uncharacterized. Lineage: Eukaryota; Fungi; Ascomycota; Sordariomycetes; Amphisphaeriales; Pseudomassariaceae. The transcript is spliced from 5 exons. The record is from RefSeq and is a predicted model, not a curated record. The coding region runs from base 1 to 1659 and encodes 552 amino acids.